CCCCUCGCGCCCCGGCUCCGCCUCGCCUCGCCAUGGUGGAGCAGGGAGACGCGGCGCCGCUGCUGCGCUGGGCCGAGGGCCCCGCGGUCUCUGUGCCGCAGGACCCCGCGCUGCAAGCUGGAGGAUGGGUCCGGGGCGGCAGUGGGGACGGCCGAGUGGCCGCGGAGGCGCCCCGAAGGCGGGAACCCGACGAGCCAGCUCCCCCCGAAGUGCUGCUGCAGCCGGGGCGCCUAGAGCUAGGCGACGUAGAGGAGGACCAGGUGGUGGCCGUGUUCGUGGUCACCUUCGAUCCUCGCUCCGGAAACAUGGUAGAAUGGUGCUUACCUCAAGAUAUUGACCUUGAAGGUGUUGAGUUCAAGUCUAUGGCCAGCGGGUCCCAUAAAGUUCAGUCUGAUUUCAUCUAUUUUCGGAAGGGUCCCUUCUUUGGCCUGGCCUGCUUUGCCAACAUGCCUGUGGAGAGCGAGCUGGAGCGAGGUGCUCGGAUGAAGUCUGUGGGCAUCCUCUCUCCGUCCUACACCCUACUCUACCGCUACAUGCACUUUUUGGAGAACCAGGUUCGACACCAGCUGGAGAUGCCGGGACAUUACUCUCAUCUGGCUGCAUUCUAUGAAGACAAGAAAGGCGUGCUCCACGCUGGCCCCGGGAGGGGUGGCAGCUUGCCACCUGUCUACUGGUUGCCUUCCAUUCACCGCUAUAUGUAUCCUGAGAUGAAGAUCACACACCCUGCUGGCUGUAUGUCUCAGUUUAUUAAGUUCUUUGGAGAACAGAUCCUCAUUCUUUGGAAGUUCGCCUUACUUCGAAAGCGCAUUCUGAUAUUUUCUCCCCCACCUGUGGGUGUCGUGUGCUAUAGAGUGUACUGUUGCUGUUGUCUGGCCAAUGUGUCCCUGCCUGGCAUUGGGGGCACCAUCCCUGAGUCCAAGCCUUUCUUCUAUGUGAACGUGGCUGACAUUGAGAGCCUGGAAGUUGAGGUGUCCUAUGUAGCCUGUACCACAGAGAAGAUAUUUGAAGAGAAGCGUGAGCUGUACGAUGUGUACGUGGACAACCAGAAUGUAAAGACACACCAUGACCACCUGCAACCCCUGCUGAAGAUCAACAGUGCAGACAGGGAGAAGUACCGUCGGCUCAAUGAGCAGAGGCAGAUGCUGUUGUACUCCCAGGAAGUUGAAGGAGACUACAGCCCUUGUGAAGAGGACCUCUUUGUGCUGUUUUUCCUAGAGCAGAACAACCGGAUUUUUCAGACUCUGUUGGAGGUGUCAGCCAGCCAAGAUAAAACUCUAACAGCGGAGCAUGCCCGAGGCAUGGGACUGGAUCCCCAGGGAGACAGGAGCUUUCUCAUGGACCUGCUGGAGGCCUACGGCAUCGACGUCAUGCUGGUCAUUGACAACCCCUGUUGUCCUUAGGAAGCAUGAUAGGACUGGUGGUGAGACACUCACUUGUGUGGGGUGACAGGAGCCUGGAGUGCACCCCAGGCCCUCAGCAGCUUCAGUUUUAAUUAAGUUGACACAAAGGACUGUUUAUACUUUCCAACACAUGAAAUUUUUGCCAUUUUCUUUCUGUGCUUCAGCCCCGGGGCUGGGGUGAGGCUGCCUGGGCUUGCAGCCUCUGGUUGGACAUGGGAAUCUACUGUCUUCCACUGCUGCUUCUUUGGGUUUAGUCUUAGGAGUUCUGUGAGUCAGAGUCAAACUCUGGGAUGAACUGUUCAGAAAACCUGUAUGUCUUCGUUUGCCUUUGUUGCAUAUGAAAAUAAGAUAGCUAUGUGUCCCCGUAUGGCCUUAGGUGUUCAUCUGCUUAAAGACAGAAACUAAUUAGAUGACCUUUCCACCAAGUUCAAGGAGUCAAGUUAGGAUCACCUAGUUGUGAGAGGGCAAGUCUGAACCUUCUCUGUUCGAUGGCGUAGAGGGACCACCACGAAGGAGGAAAAAAAAUAGAAUGGCAGGGAAAGAAUUCUUGAAAUCCUUCCUAAAGUAAGCUAUGAGUUAUAGCAUCCACCCUCCCCACUGCACCCCAGUCCUCUUGGUCAGUGCUGAAGGGUGGUGCUGGCCC
This is a messenger RNA of Mus caroli (Ryukyu mouse), 2043 nucleotides long. It is a transcript of the gene Dennd11, whose product is annotated as DENN domain containing 11. The record is from RefSeq and is a predicted model, not a curated record. Gene Ontology annotation, cellular component: cytoplasm. NCBI's taxonomy places the organism in Eukaryota, Metazoa, Chordata, Mammalia, Rodentia, Muridae.